AUGGAGACCCGGUCUGUAGUGCUUGAGGAGCAUGUCGACUCGGACAGCUCUGCAAACUCCACUGUAGUGCAUUUGUCUCGCCAAGGCGACUUUGCUUUUGAGUUAGAAGUGGUUUGGCGCCAGGAAUACGAGCCAACGGAGCAGGAGAUUCUGGACUAUUCCGAAUGGCAGCCGCCUUAUGCCGCAUUCCAUUCCCAGCACUGGUUUCGGCUUCGGGGAGCCUUAAAGAGGCUUGGAAUGGACCUGGAGAAUGACAAGGACUUGAUGUGGAUUGCCAGGGCCGGCUUGAAGGAGAACGAGGUCUUCUACUUUAACUUCGACACUGGCGAAAGUGUUUGGGACCAUCCGUGUGACGAGUACCAUCGCAUGCUCUACAAGAAGGAGCGCGCGAAGAAGUCGGUAACUCAGAGUUCGAUCCUGGAAGCUUGUUGUGCCAAACUCGGCUGGCGAAUGAGACCAGGCUGUGAGACCAUAGCCAACUACAUCCGACCACCACCCGUUGCCAAAGAUGCUACGGCCGUGAUUUGCAAGCCCAUCAUGAUGACGAACAAUCCAGGACACCUGGGCCAGCAUGGGUUUGCCACCGGAGAGACCUACGACCCCCGGGUGCCCGUUGUUACUGGCCAUGUGGUGUCUGGGCCUGGUGGCGCCAUGCCCAGCGAGCUCGCCCACACUCCCUGGUCUCCGCCGUGCGGGCCUGGACCUUCUCAUGCUCCCGGCAGCUUUGUGCUGUUGGUGGAAAGCGCGAAGGACCUGUACGAUCUGGAUUGGACCGGGAAAAUGGAUCCGUACAUCAAGGUUCGCUUGGGUGGUCGGGAGUUCCGCACCCAAGUGAUGACCAAUGCGGGCAAGAAGGCGAAGUUUCACUGGACGCAGAUAGUUGACUGGCGAGGUGAGCCGGACAUCCACUUUCUUGCCAUGGACAGCAACAUGCUGGUUGCCGAUGGGCUUAUAGGAGAAGCCGUAUACAGAGGGCUUCCGCUGCAUUCCGACUUUGAAGGAACCUUGGAGCUAAUGCGACCCCACGCUUUUGGUGGCAGCAAGAAGGCAGGGAAGCUGAAGAUCGAAAUCACCUGGCGAGGAAGGCCUGGAGCUCACGGCUGUGGCGGUUACGGACCCAGCGCCAUGCCUGGGCCUGGGCCUCCCUACGGCGUCCCUGGCCAUGGUGGGCCGCAUGGCAUGCCGUACGCGCCUCACGGACAUCACGGCUACGGACCUCCCCACGCAGCCGCAGGGGCCGGAAUCAGUGCCGCAGCUGCCGGGCACAUGCUUUUCCAAGAGGCGUUUGGCUUUGGAAAGAAGAUGAAAAAACACAAAAAGGAAAAGAAAGAUAAAAAGGAGAAAAAGUUCAAGGUCAAGAAGAUGAAGAAGCACAGUUCCAGCUCAUCCUCCAGCUCCAGCAGCUCAUGA
Molecule: messenger RNA, 1410 nt
Organism: Symbiodinium sp. CCMP2456
Lineage: Eukaryota; Dinophyceae; Suessiales; Symbiodiniaceae
Source: the annotation of a GenBank genome assembly